Messenger RNA from Carica papaya (papaya), 2038 nucleotides. RefSeq names its product basic helix-loop-helix (bHLH) DNA-binding superfamily protein (gene TT8). The record is from RefSeq and is a predicted model, not a curated record. Gene Ontology annotation, molecular function: protein dimerization activity. NCBI's taxonomy places the organism in Eukaryota, Viridiplantae, Streptophyta, Magnoliopsida, Brassicales, Caricaceae.
AUGGCUGCACCGGUGGCUAGCCAGCUUCAGAGUACGCUGCAGGCGGCAGUGCAAUCCGUUCAGUGGACAUACUGUCUCUUCUGGCAAUUUUGUCCGCAACAAGGGAUCUUAGUAUGGGCAGAUGGGUAUUACAAUGGAGCAAUCAAAACCAGGAAGACGGUGCAGCCAAUGGAAGUAACUGCGGAGGAGGCUUCACUGCAAAGAAGCCAACAGCUUAGAGAACUAUACGAAUCAUUGUCUAUCGGAGACACCAACCAGCCAACAAAAAGGCCUUGCGCCGCCCUGUCGCCUGAAGACUUAACCGAGACCGAAUGGUUCUAUUUGAUGUGCGUUUCCUUCUCUUUUCCUCCUGGACUGGGGUUGCCAGGAAAGGCAUAUGCGAGGAGGCAGCAUGUAUGGCUUACAGGCACAAAUGAAGUCGACAGCAAAACUUUUUCUCGAGCUAUUCUCGCUAAAAGCGCUCGCAUUCAGACUGUCGUUUGCAUUCCCCUUCUCGACGGUGUCGUUGAGCUCGGCACAGUUGAUAAGGUUCAGGAAGACGUAAGGUUUGUGGAACAUGUGAAGAGCUUUUUCAGCGACCAUCUCCAUCAACAAAAAAAUGUUCAGCAACCAAAACCAGCCCUCUCCGAGCACUCCACCUCCAACCCACCAUCAUCAGAUCACCACCACUUCCAUUCUCCGCUCGUGCCUGGUAUCUACCUCUCCGCAGCCCAGGCGGUUCAGGUUGACGACGAGGUCGACGAAGACGAUGAUGAAGAGGAAGAUGACGAGGAAGAGGAGGAACCCGAGUCAGACUCAGCGGAUAUAGGCCAUACAAGCCGCAGCAUAGGCCCUGAUAAAACGCAAUCAGUAGCGGCGGCCGAGCAAAGCGAGCUAAUGCAGUUGGAUUUAUCGGAGGAUAUCCGGCUGGGUUCGCCGGAUGACGCAUCGAAUAACUUGGACUCGGAUUUCCACAUGCUGGCGGUCAGCCAAUCCCCGGCGGAUCAGCAGCGGCGUUCCGACUCUCUAAGAGCGGAGUCAUGCCAGAGGUGGUCGCCCGUGUUGCAGGAACCGUUGAAUGGUAGUCGUGUCCAACCACCUUCAGGAGAGGACAUGACGCAAGAGGACUCGCACUACUCGCAGACAGUAUCAACCAUCUUGCUGAGCCAGUCAACCUGGUGGGCCGAGUCAACUUCCAACGUGGCAUCUUACGGGACCUAUUCCAUCCAAUCAGCAUUCGCCAAGUGGACAAACCGAUUCUCUGACCAAUAUCACCACCACCGUGACGUGGAGGCUGCCCCCUCCUGCGCGCAGAGGCUACUAAAGUACGUGCUCUUCACCGUCCCUCUUUUACAUAACAAAUACCGCGAGGAUAACUCGCAGAAGCGGCCGGAUGAUGGCGAGGCUGCGGCUGCGACACCCCGGAUGAAGAAGGGAGGAGGAGGAGGAACGGCGGCGCAGGACGAGCUGAGCGCGAACCACGUGCUGGCGGAGAGGCGGAGGAGGGAGAAGCUGAACGAGAGGUUCAUCAUACUGAGGUCGUUGGUACCAUUCGUGACGAAGAUGGACAAGGCCUCCAUUCUCGGCGACACAAUCGAGUACGUGAAGCAGCUUCUCAAGAAGAUUCAGGAGCUAGAGACCCGAAAUCGGCAGGUGGAGCUCGAGCAGCACUUGAGCACGACGACGACGAGCAGCGGUAGCGGGUUACCGAAGGCGCAGAGGUGGGGUCGGGUUCCGGGUAAGAAGAAGAAGAAGGUAAUGGAUGGUGGAGAUAAGAAGAAGGCUGUAGAGGAUGGGGUCGAGGUGUCGAUAAUCGAGAACGACGCGUUGUUAGAGUUGCAGUGCGGGUACAGAGAAGGACUGCUGCUUGAUAUCAUGCAGCUGCUGCGUGAGCUCCGUAUCGAGACCACUGGGGUUCAGUCUUCCUACAGUAAUGGAAUCUUUAUGGCUGAGAUCAGAGCCAAGGUGAAGGAGAAUGUCAACGGCAAGAAAGCGAGCAUUGUGGAGGUGAAGAGGGCGAUUAAUCAGACUAUACCCCACUUUUGAUUUUACUCUUACU